Messenger RNA from Dentiscutata erythropus, 901 nucleotides. The record is from the annotation of a GenBank genome assembly. NCBI's taxonomy places the organism in Eukaryota, Fungi, Glomeromycota, Glomeromycetes, Diversisporales, Gigasporaceae.
AUGGACACAUUAUCGCAAACAUCCGAAGCUAUUUUAACCAAAUUUCAAUACCCACUCCCACAAUACGUUUUGGGCUGUUUGCCAGCCCUCGCAGUAAUUGGAGAAAUUCCUACGAGAGGUCUGUGGCCGAAGAUCCAAUGGAUAUUUCGAUGUCUGGGGCUGUUAGAUAAAGAAUACUUUGCUCGGGGCACGCAUUCUAUCCCUUUUCGACCAGUCGGAGUACAUUCUAUGAAAUUCGAACCUACCGAAUCACAGUCAAAAGCCUUUUCUGAGGCUGUCGCAGAGACAUCCGUGCUAGAGAGGUUAUCGUCUCUGAUCUCAGCCUACUAUAUACUGGUAGGUUGGGCCAUGGCGAUACUUAAGAUCGUUGUAACCCAAAAAUGUAACGACUGGCCCUAUAUACCUAUUUCACUGACAUGGACACUGCCAGUGAUAUAUAAACGAGCCGUUUACGGAAGGCUCGUAUUUAAGGAUGUAACUGUCGAGUUAAAUAAAUUAGGUCAAAAUGACAAAGAUGAAAUGAUUAUACAAGUUUCACCUCUCGAACCUCAUGAUCUAACAAAAAAACGUGUACUUGUUGCCAUUGCAGCCUUCAUAUCAAUAGUGGUCCCUUGGGGUGCAGUACUUACGGCAUACUUUACCCCACCGCUGGGAUUUUUCUGCCGCUCAAGAUUUAUAUCGUGCUAUUGCACGAUAUGGACUUUUAAUGGGAUUAUAUCCCUAAUUCUCCAUUUGCGGGGAGAAGUGAGCCUAAGAGGUAAUCGGUUUGUCCAUGCCUGGUUUUGCAUUUGUGGUGGUAUAGUGGCAAUGUUUUUUGGAUGCUUUUGCCUCCUUAGUGAUGACAGAAAUUGGUGGGUACAACUAUUCGGAGAAGGUUGUGAUACUUCGGCUGGGUGCAAUG